GGCCUCCCGCCCGUUGCUCAUCCAGUCUCAGCUCCAGCCAGCCAGUCAGUCGUGUGCUGGCCACUACCGCAGAGCAUACAUUCGUCUAUCCAACACAAUCGCACAUGCCAUAACCACCCGACAGCAACCAUUUCCCUACUCAACGGCUCUUUUUCUUGCCUCUAUCGUGUUUCACACUGCCGUCAAACGACACGCAGGCGAACAGACAUCAGCGAAUUUUUUGUUUGAACGGGAGCCACGGUGAAGAUUCCAAAACGUUGACUGCAAGGGACUGGAAAAUCAAACAGCCAUCUACCUGAAUACAUAUUGGAAGGGUUUUCCGGUUUACUGAUAUCUACACAGAAGUACUAAAGAUUCUGGUAAAUUGGAGAAGUUGUCAAAUCAUAUUAUUACGGUGCUAUUGCAGUGAGGCUGCUCUCAGGUCAGGACAAACCCGUAACCAUGGAUAUGGAUGAGGAGGAGAAUAUGAGUUCGAGCAGCACUGACGUUAAGGAAAACCGAAACCUGGACAACGUGUCCUGCAAAGAAGGGGUGGGUGUGGCCGAGCAACUCCCCAAUGGAAGCGGCUUGGGCGGUCGAAAGCGGCCCCUGGAAGAAGGAAACAAUGGUCACGCUCACUCCAAGUUCCGAGCCAAGAAGCGCAAGAAAACACCAGGACCGAUCCUGCCCAAGAAUGCCCUGAUGCAGCUCAAUGAAAUCAAACCGGGUCUUCAGUAUAAACUGCUGUCCCAGACAGGGCCCGUCCACGCACCAGUUUUUGUCAUGACCGUUGAGGUCAACGGACAAACAUUUGAGGGUAUGGGUCCGACCAAGAAGAAAGCCAAACUGAACGCGGCCGAGAAAGCUCUGCGAUCCUUUGUCCAGUUCCCCAACGCGUCUGAGGCACACCUGGCCAUGGGUCGAACACUGACAGUCAACACAGACUUUACUUCCGACCAAGCUGAUUUCCCAGACAUGCUGUUCAACGGUUUUGAGACACCAGCCAUACCCGAAGAGUCCUUCUAUGUCGGUUCCAACGGUAGCAGCACUUUAAACUCUCUAGGGGAGUAUCCACUCCCCACAGCACCUGGCAGCAACCUUGUCCAGGCGCCACUGCCGCCUCCUUCUGCAUUCAGCUCCCCCUCCAGUGGCAAAAACCCUGUCAUGAUUCUCAAUGAACUCAGGCCAGGCCUCAAAUAUGACUUUGUGUCAGAGAGCGGGGAGAGUCACGCCAAGAAUUUCGUGAUGUCGGUGACUGUGGACUCACAGACAUUUGAAGGCUCGGGGCGCAACAAGAAACUAGCUAAGGCUCGGGCGGCACAGGCCGCUCUCACGGCUCUUUUCAACAUGCAACUAGACCAGACACCGUCCAGGCAGCCCAUACCCAGAGAGGGAUUACAGCUCCACCUCCCGCAGGUUCUCGCCGAUGCCGUCUCUCGACUGGUGGUGGAUAAAUUCAGCGAACUGACAGACAACUUCACAUCCCCCCACGCGCGGCGGAAAGUCCUGGCAGGAGUCGUCAUGACAACAGGAACGGAUGUCAAGGAAGCGCAGGUGAUUUGUGUUGCAACGGGAACCAAAUGCAUCAACGGCGAGUACAUGAGCGACCGCGGCCUGGCCCUAAACGACUGCCACGCUGAAAUUAUCGCCCGUCGCUCCCUCAUGAGAUACCUUUACAUCCAGCUGGAGUUCUUCCUCAGCAGCAGCAAAGAAGAGCAUCAGAAGUCCAUUUUCAUGCAUUGUGAAAAAGGAGGCUUCAAGUUAAAGGACAACAUUCAGUUCCACCUCUACAUCAGCACGUCUCCUUGCGGAGAUGCCAGAAUUUUCUCCCCGCACGAGGCCGGCGUAGAAGACCAGGGAGACAGACAUCCCAACCGGAAAGCCAGGGGGCAACUUCGGACCAAGAUAGAGUCCGGAGAGGGAACCAUACCCGUCAGGUCCAGUAACACCAUUCAAACAUGGGACGGCGUUCUUCAGGGGGAAAGGUUACUCACCAUGUCAUGCAGCGACAAGAUCGCCAGGUGGAACGUGGUGGGAAUCCAAGGCUCCCUGAUGAGCUACUUUAGCGAGCCCAUCUACUUCUCCAGCAUCAUCCUGGGAAGCCUCUACCACGCCGACCACCUCUCCAGAGCCAUGUAUCAGCGCAUCGCCGAUAUUGAGGACCUCCCACAGCAAUUUACGCUCAACAGACCCCUCCUCAGCGGUAUAAGCAAUGCCGAGGCCAGGCAGCCGGGCAAAGCGCCCAACUUUAGUGUAAACUGGACGGUGGGCGACACCGGCCUAGAGGUGAUCAACGCCACCACCGGCAAGGACGAUAUGGGCAGAGCCUCACGUCUUUGCAAGCAUGCCCUUUAUAGCCGAUGGGUGCGCCUACACUCUAAGCUGUCAUCUGUGUUGCGGAUCAAAGUGCCGAAGCCGUCUUCCUACCACGACGCCAAGCAGGCAGCGCUAGAGUACCACUCGGCCAAGCAGGCACUCAUCAAGGCCUUCCACAAGGCGGGUUUGGGGGCUUGGGUCAAAAAGCCAAGCGAGCAAGACCAAUUCACACUUGGCUCCUGAGGGAUCUCCGCGCCUCGGAAUCCUACUCGUGUUAGCAGCCCACCCACAUUGACCUCCCAUAUAUUUGCACGCACUCGCAGUUGUUAACUCGUGGAAAAUAAUGUGCAUAGUCAAAAAAACACACAAAAAAAACCUCCCACCCCCAUUUGAUCAGGUUCACUCCUUACCGAACUCACCUCAUGAAAAAGUGUGCUUUUAAUUUUUGCUUAUAACAGAUAACUGGAAUCCACAAGUUUUGUUUUUUAUGUCGUAGACGAAGAAAGUGUAUGUUUAUAUUUUGUUCUUAGACAUUUUUAUUAUUGGGGGCAACGCAUGUCAUCAGUUUAGGGUAGCCUAGAUGUGCACGGGCCCUCACUAUUGACCUCAAGAUUUAGAGAAAAGUUGUAUAUUUAAACAUGCUGCGAAAAGAAAUCUAAUAGUAACCUGUAGUCGUCAUUUUAAUCUUUAAUAUUAGAGUCGAUUUUCUUUUUCAUUUCUGACAUGAA
Corythoichthys intestinalis (scribbled pipefish) is the source of this 3023-nucleotide messenger RNA. RefSeq names its product adenosine deaminase RNA specific B1b (gene adarb1b). The coding region runs from base 442 to 2538 and encodes 698 amino acids. Gene Ontology annotation, biological process: RNA processing; adenosine to inosine editing. Gene Ontology annotation, molecular function: double-stranded RNA adenosine deaminase activity; tRNA-specific adenosine deaminase activity; double-stranded RNA binding. The transcript is spliced from 13 exons. Gene Ontology annotation, cellular component: cytoplasm; nucleolus. The record is from RefSeq and is a predicted model, not a curated record. Lineage: Eukaryota; Metazoa; Chordata; Actinopteri; Syngnathiformes; Syngnathidae.